CAACGAAUAAAUGCAAAUCAAAUUAAAACAAAGGAGAUAAAUAUAACUUUUCCCACUUCUUUACGUAGUUCAUAGUAAGCAUAUUCCCUUAGUAUAUAUAUAGGGGUGUGUGUGUCUAUAAACAGCUGUACCUUGGAAAGUCGGUUUCAAAAUAAGAAAUUCGACCGUUGAAACCCUAAACCUUUCUGCUCUCCCUUUCUCUCUACAUUCUACUCAUUAACCCUAAGUCCUGCAAAUAUUGCGGUCCAACAAAACUCUAGGUAUUCUUGUCAGAAAGAUCAGAGGGAAAUCCUAAAAGAUACUCUACUUUCCGAUUCCCCCUCUGAUUUUUCAUUAGCCCUAGGUCUCGGAAAUAUUCAGACAAUCGAGAAUUAUCGGCAUUCUUUGUGAGCAAUUCCAUAGAGAAUUGAAGAGAAAGGCGGAGGAGAUAGCCUGAUUUGUUUCGAAACCCUAAAGCGCCAGAAAAAGGAAAGGAGAAAUGAAAAGGAAGGCAGAGGAGAGUCUGUGUGGUCAUGGAGAAAGUUGGGUGAGAGGGCCAAUGAUCGGCAAAGGAAGUUUUGGGUCCGUGUUUCUUGCUACUUCAAAGAAACCCAGGUCACGGUUCUCUUGUUUUCCUUCGGCCAUGGCUGUGAAAUCUGCAGAGGUCUCUGUUUCGGCUUCGCUUCAGAAGGAGAAAGAGGUUCUCGACAACGUCAAAGGCUGCCCUUAUGUGAUUAGCUGCUUUGGGGAAGAGACUACGACCCAAGAGAACGGUGAGAUGGUUUACAACUUGUUAUUGGAGUAUGCUUCUGGAGGAACCCUAGCCGAUUCAAUCGAGAAAUCUGAUGGUUGUGGGUUGCCCGAACCCGAUGUUAAGCGCUACACCAAAUCGAUUCUCAAAGGGCUUCGUCACAUUCAUGACUGCGGUUAUGUGCACUGCGAUCUGAAGCCUGAGAAUGUUUUGCUUGUGCCCACUAUUAAUUCUAGUGGUAAUUUUGUGGCAAAGAUCGGGGAUUUUGGGUUGGCGAAGAGGUCAGCACAGAGUAAGAAGAGAAGGUUCGACUCGGACCUUUACUUGAGAGGCACUCCGUUAUAUUUGGCCCCUGAAACGGUGAUUGAGAGGGUACAGGAGCCUUCCUCUGAUAUUUGGGCUCUGGGAUGUGUUGUGUGUGAGAUGCUUACUGGAGAAUCCCCUUGGAAUAGGGCGGAAGAGUUGAACACAGAGGAUCUUUUACGUUUGAUUGGUGAUGGGCAUGAACUGCCUAAAAUUCCGAGUAACAUUUCUGAUGAAGCAAGGGGUUUCUUGAAGGCGUGUCUUGUGAGGAAACGCAUGUUCAGAUUCACGGCUGAGAUGCUAAUGGAUCAUACAUUUCUGGCCAGUGUAGGCGAGCAUGAUGAUGAAGUAAAGGAUAAAGGAAUACUGGCUGUUCGGGAUGAAGAACUAGUGGCUGCUCCUAGUUUUUCAUGGCCCGAGACUGAUUCUGAGAUUAGUGGUCCUUCUUCUUCGGGUAAUUGGAGCUUGUAUUCUGAUGAUGCUUCAGCCUUUUCUUCUUGGCCAGAAGAAGAUGAGGAUUCGGAAGUGCAAUUCAUUGAGAGCUCUGGCAAAAAAGUCUCUCUUGUGGGUUCUUUGAACUGCCUGGCUUCAACCAUUCCUAUUGGAGCUUAGCAGCGACUAUAAAAGAAUAUUGGAGCUCAGAUAAAAGAUGGUCUCUUGGCCUCGCUUCAACCAUGCUUAUUGGAGCUUAUUGGCGGUGACUACGUAAUACGUAUGAAGUUUCCAAUUGUACAUUUUACAGUUUCCUUGUAUGCUAUUUCUAGCUAGCUAUCUAGUUACACCAAUAUUUGGAAAGUAACAAUUCCAACAACUAUACAUUGCAUGUUCUGUCUUGCAAGAUUUUGUAUGUACUAUCUCUGCCGUGACUUGGCUAUAUUAGUAGAUUAGGAGCUCCCUUUACUAGAGGGGAACUAUUCUGUUGUGGCUCAACUUAACAUGUUGAAAAUUUAUGACAAAGACUAGCAAAAUUUUAUAGUGCUC
Alnus glutinosa is the source of this 2014-nucleotide messenger RNA. Its product is annotated as mitogen-activated protein kinase kinase kinase 20-like. Bases 479 to 1645 code for a protein of 388 amino acids. NCBI's taxonomy places the organism in Eukaryota, Viridiplantae, Streptophyta, Magnoliopsida, Fagales, Betulaceae. Gene Ontology annotation, molecular function: protein kinase activity; ATP binding. The record is from RefSeq and is a predicted model, not a curated record. Gene Ontology annotation, biological process: protein phosphorylation. The transcript has 2 exons.